AUGGACAUCAAAGUCUACACUUUGACUACAAACAUGCAAACUUUAGACAAGAUUACCUGGCACAGGGACAGGUGGCGGGAGGACAGGUGGUGGGAGGACAGGUGGUGGGAGGACAGGUGGCAGGAGGACAGGUGGCAGGAGGACAGGUGGCAGGAGGACAGGUGGCAGGAGAACAGGUGGUGGGAGGACAGGUGGUGGGAGGACAGGUGGUGGGAGGACAGGUGGCAGGAGGACAGGUGGUGGGAGGACAGGUGGUGGGAGGACAGGUGGCAGGGGGACAGGUGGUGGGAGGACAGGUGGUGGGAGGACAGGUGGCAGGAGGACAGGUGGCAGGAGGACAGGUGGCAGGAGGACAGGUGGUGGGAGGACAGGUGGCAGGAGGACAGGUGGCAGGAGGACUGGUGGCAGGAGGACAGGUGGUGGGAGGACAGGUGGCAGGAGGACAGGUGGUGGGAGGACAGGUGGCAGGAGGACAGGUGGCAGGAGGACAGGUGGUGGGAGGGCAGGUGUGACAACAGCAUCAAAGUCUACACUUUGACUACAAACAUGCAAACUUUAGACAAGAUUACCUGGCACAGGGACAGGUGGCAGGAGGACAGGUGGCAGGAGGAAAGGUGGUGGGAGGACAGGUGGCAGGAGGACAGGUGGCAGGAGGACAGGUGGCAGGAGGACAGGUGGCAGGAGGACAGGUGGUAG
This is a messenger RNA of Candidula unifasciata, 696 nucleotides long. Lineage: Eukaryota; Metazoa; Mollusca; Gastropoda; Stylommatophora; Geomitridae. The record is from the annotation of a GenBank genome assembly.